AUGUUGUCUCCAUUGCAUUUCUGUGCGCUGGCAUUCCUCUGUAUCCUACCUGCAAUCGCAGUUCCGGUGCCCAGUGCUUAUUAUGCUUCCCUCGGGGAAGUAAGAACCCACCAGAACAUCCUCAGGAAUGCUCCCAGAUCGAUAUCGACACUGCAAUCGACAACCCAUCGUGUCCCAUCACAGCCCGCAUGCAACAACAUCCCCUCGCGUCUGCUACAGAAACCGCAUAGUCUCUUCAUCAACGCGAAGACCAUCGACUGUGCACCUCGCACCGGGCCCGUCCACACGCUGGGCCAUGGGAAGUCGCCGUCCGCAUUCCCCAUGCUCCGGUCGUUGUCGAGGGUGGAAAGAGUGCUAGCCCCGGUCAUCAUCCUGUUCGCGAUGGUAUGGUUAGCUGCCCUGGCGGUGGGGACCGUCGAAGGUGUGAGCCGGGCGUGGAAACGAUGGUACUACACGGGGGAAUGUGAAGUCGUUGAAGACGUUCUGGAAGAGGUGGUUAUAAGCCUGGGACAGGUGGAAGACGAUUGGGAAGACCAGGAGUUCAUGUGCGUUGAUGCUACGGAGAAGGAUAGUCACUGA
Messenger RNA from Aspergillus terreus NIH2624, 579 nucleotides. RefSeq lists its product as uncharacterized. The coding region runs from base 1 to 579 and encodes 192 amino acids. The transcript has 2 exons. Lineage: Eukaryota; Fungi; Ascomycota; Eurotiomycetes; Eurotiales; Aspergillaceae. The record is from RefSeq and is a predicted model, not a curated record.